AUGCUGUCGAAGCACAUACUUCUCUCGCUGCUCGCCGCCUUCGCCGCUGCGACCCCAAUGCCUCGCCGCCGUGCCGUCGAGGCGCUCGAUCCCGACGCCACCGCCGAGGCCCACCAGCGGGAUGACACUGCUACGCGUGCCUUUGCCAAUGUGUCGGUCCAGACUGCCGACGGCCGAUGCCUCUUUGUCGACCCCCUGUCCGGUGAUUUUCGUGCGAACUUGACCCCCGUGCAGCUGUCCGCCUGCGGAUCGACUGAAGGCCAGGGCUGGGAUGUCAUUACCGCUGGAAAGCACAAUGACCAGCCAGGCCAGGUUCUCUUCGUGAACACCUUGACCCAAGCAUGCCUCAAUUUUGACAGCCGCAACGGCAACGUCAACCUUUUCUCCUGUGGCGGCCGCGCGGCUGGUGAGGGCAAGGUCACCGAGUCUCAGCUCUUUGCCUAUGCCGGCCGCAUGGCACUAUCUCUGAAGCCGAAGAACGCCGACGGCCAGUGUCUCGUCGCAAACGGAGACUCACUCGGCGUUGCCGCUUGUGCCGAGGGCGAGACGACGCAGAGGUUCAAUAUUGGAGGCAUGUCUAUCCGGUGGAAGCGGAGUCCUCACGGUGCCGGCUUCGGGGCCGGCCGUCCCUCGUUUCUAGGGGGUUCAGGCAGCGCAGGUGUCCUCCCCAACUUGGGUGGUCUUUUUGGCGGUGGCGGUGGCGGUGGCCAGGGAAGCGGCGGGAACGGGCGUGGGAACGGCGAUAACCGGGGCGGGAAUGGAAAUGGCAACGGCAAUGGAAAUGGCAACGGGAACGGCAAUGGAGGUGUUAUGCCGCCUCCCGCUGCUCCCCCCGUUGCUCCUCCCGUCGCCGGGCCCACCCAGCAGCCUACCGCACCCAACGGGGCUCCAACACCAAUCUUCUCAACUAUCAUUCCCGAUGGCGGUAACGAAGGCGGCAAUGGCAGCGGUAACGAUGCCGAAGCCCUACCUUGUUCGACAGCGGCCCCCGUUACUAGCUCCACCACUUCAAAGGCUGCCCCGCCCACGGCACCCCCUGGUGCACCGACGCCUAUCUUCUCCCCGAUUGCCCCCAAUAGUGGCAACGAUGGAGGUCAUGCCAGUGGAAGAGGGGGCAAAGCCGGCAGUAAUGGAGGUAACCAAGGCGGCAAUAAUAACGACGACGAUAACGCAAACACUCCCGAUCAGACAUCGUCUUGCUCCAAAACCAGAACCAGAAGGACCAGGUCUGCCGCUCAGCCUACCGCUCCACCAACUGCACCCAGCGGCGCCCCGGAACCUAUUUUCUCAACUAUUGCUCCUGAUGCUGGAACUGGCGAGGAUAACAACGGCGGUUAUUGUACUCCUGACCCGGCUUUGUCCUCGACCACAGAGUCCUACGUAUCUCGGGCGCCACCUGCGCCCACAAAGCCACCCACGCAGCCCUCGGCUCCAGAAGGUGCCCCUACACCAAUCUUCUCUACUAUUGAUAGUGGCGGUGGCGCUGGUGCGGGCGGGGGCAACGGCAACGGCAACGGCAACGGCAACGGCAAUGGCAAUGGCGGAGGGGAGGAAAAGAAGGAUGACGCCGCUCCUGAAACACCUGGUUCUACCACACCCGUCAACCCCACGGCUCCGAUCCCCGUCUCCCGGGCCGGUGGUACCCUCAACCCCAUAGCCGCGGCAGAGGCGCACCAAUUUGACUCUGGCGCCACCCGUCCUGUGCAGUCCGUAUCUCUCCGAGCCUCAACCGGCGAGUGUGUGUCCGUUGAUCCCACAGCUGGCGAUUUCCGCCAGAACCUGAUCCCUCUCGCUCUCGUACCCUGCUCUGGAGCGCCUGAGCAGAAAUUUGAUUUUAUAACGGCGGGUGCCCACAACGAUGGUUCCAGGCCGGGAUCUGCUCUCGUGGUGAGCGUCGUGACGAACGGCUGUGUCAGCACGGACAGCCGAAGGGCGGCCGAUGACAACGUAACCGUGUUUUCUUGCGGUGGACGUGCCGGCGGCGAGGGCAAGACGGACGUCGGGCAGCUUGUUGAUCUCAAGGGCGCCAAGGAGGGCGAGUCGUUCGUCUGGCAGCCAGCCAACGGAAACGGACAGUGUAUUGUUCCUGGGCAGGGCAGGCUCGUACUUGGUGCUUGCGGUGGAGCGGAUUCGACCUUUGAUAUUAUCCAUGUUGGGCCUGAUGCCAAGUAG
This is a messenger RNA of Verticillium dahliae VdLs.17, 2172 nucleotides long. RefSeq lists its product as uncharacterized. Bases 1 to 2172 code for a protein of 723 amino acids. The record is from RefSeq and is a predicted model, not a curated record. The transcript has 2 exons. Lineage: Eukaryota; Fungi; Ascomycota; Sordariomycetes; Glomerellales; Plectosphaerellaceae.